Molecule: messenger RNA, 2557 nt
Organism: Macrobrachium nipponense
Lineage: Eukaryota; Metazoa; Arthropoda; Malacostraca; Decapoda; Palaemonidae
Product: neuronal growth regulator 1-like
Exons: 8
Coding region: 1232-2206 (324 amino acids)
Biological process (GO): synapse organization
Cellular component (GO): neuron projection membrane
Source: RefSeq, a predicted model, not a curated record
UGUGUCAGAGGGAAGUAGUGUUCGUGGUGUUGUCGAAGAAGGUGCGUUGCGGAGCUCUGUGGAAUGUGUAAGGCUUAGGUGGUCAAGACAGCCCCUAUGUUCGGAAAUUCUACUGAAUCUUUGAAUCUCAUUUCUAAUGAUGAUCGUGCAUGAGACGGAUUGAUAUCAAAAGGAAAAAUAUCGAAUGCCAAACUCCUUUCAAGUCAGCCUUGACACUUAGUAGUAUAAAGUAGGGUUUGCUACAUUUUGACAGAAAGAAGUCGGCGGUCAGAGAGGAAAUAAAUCAGUCCGUAUACGAUUUGCCCUCAGUAAAUAUAAUACAUUUAAUUUAUGUGGGAUUUAGUAAUAAACCGUUCAUCAAAAAGUUCGCCCAUUUAAGGAAAACUUUAAGUUGAAAAGAAAAGCAAAGAAAAAGAGGAAGGCACCUGUGCUAUUCCACAUUGCCUGGCGUCUCAUUGAAACGACAAUAAACAAAGGUAACAAAAGCGGCAUUGACAGUUUCUUGUUGAGUUUUCCUUUGGUUUUUGGCGCUCGGUGUGAUGAUGAGGUAGAGUGAGUACGAAUCGGAGAGGUCCCUAGUCGACUAUUUCCUCAAAAGAGCUAUUUAAGGAAACUCCAUUUCGUCUCUCUCCAGACUUGAAGAUUGACAUCGGAACGGCUGUCAUCGGGAGCCUCACAUUCCCUUAGAUUGGUUCCUUGCAACGAUAUACACAUCUUGAUCAUGUGCCUGACGUCGAAAUCAGGGGAAGACGUGUUUUAUAAAUCUUACGACCUGUGAACCUCAGCACUGUACUCGCCCCGAACCGCAACUUUCCGAUAAAUGAGACGGAAUUUCUGAAGCCAAAACGAUAGAUAUAUUCAUAUAUACCUGUUUAAUCUAUAGGACAAUUCAUGACUCCCUUCUCUCGGACGAUGGAUGUUCCAAUUCUCAGUGACGAGUCAUUGGCACAUAUCUGAUAGUUCAGCAGCACAUCGAUGGACGGUGAAAUGACGCCGAGUUGUGAGAAGAGCCUUGGAAAGAAAAGAGGUGUCAUGGGAGAAGAAUAGUUUUAGAAUAUUGCCCCUGAAGAAAUUGAGAGUCUCUCACGAGAUAACCUUGAGAGGAGAUAGACUGGCAUGCAAGAGCGACUCUGGUCGUGACCCUUUCUGCUCAAGAAAUUAUGGGACGUGGAGUGGCUCUUGUCUGCCUGAAAAGUCAGGCUUAGUUCUCUUCCUGAUUCUUCUCUCAGUUAUGCCUUCGAUGGCCAAAGGCCCAGACGGUACCCAUUUCAAUCGAGUGGUCGGCCAAGGAGGGGAAGUCCUCGCUGGGGACAACAUAUUUCGACAGAAAAACCACAGCGAUGUCACUGCCCAGGCCGGAGCCACUGCAGCCCUUCCGUGUCGCUUGUCGUCAUCCUUGGCCGAUGGAAUGGUGUCAUGGGUCAGACGUCGAGACUACCACCUCCUAACUGUCGGGAGACAGGUCUAUUCUUCUGACGCCCGCGUGGGCGUGAAAGUCUCUCCAGACGGGUGUGACUGGACAUUGACGGUGCGAUGGGUGGCCACUCAUGACGCCGGACUCUAUGAGUGCCAGGUGUCAUCACACCCGCCUCAGGCACUCAUGAUCAACCUCAGCGUCGUUGAGGCACACGCUGAGAUCAUCGGAGGGACAGAGCGCUUCAUCCAUAGCGGCUCUUCCCUCAUGCUGGUUUGUCUUCUCAAAGGAGCCACAGAGCCACCGACCUUCGUCUUUUGGUACAGAGGAGAUCGCAUGAUCAAUUACGAUAAGGAGCGAGGCGUUACAGUGGAAAACACGAAAAAAUUCUCUAAGCUUUAUGUCGCUUCUGUGUCCCGGGAGGAUGAAGGUAACUACACGUGCUUCCCCUCAAAUGCUUCUCCUGCAUCCGUUUUGGUGACCGUCGUCCAGAGGGAGAAUCCAGCUGGCCUUCAACAAGAGACAAAUACGGAGAAGGAAGUCUCAUCAGCCUCUGCAUCAUCAUCAUCUUCAUCGUCUUCAUCAUCCUCAUCAUCAUCAUCAUCAUCAUCAUCAUCGUCAUCAUCGUCAUCAUCACCAGCAUCCUCUUCUGCCACAAACAACAACAGCAACAGCAACAGCAAGAAGAACGGGGCAACGAGAGCCACUGCAGCGGCUCCUGCAGUGUUGCUUGGAGCUUUCAUGAAGGUCCUGUCGUUGUGGCUCAUCAAUGGUCUCUCAUAUACGAGAUGAUGGAUCCUAGUGCAGCCAUCUCUUGAUUUGGAUGCCAAAUAAUUUACUUAUAUAACCUAUGUGUGUAUAUGUAGUGAGGAAACAACCAAUAUAUACAUUCAUGUUGAGCAUUUAUUUGUCUUCUGUGUGUUAACUAUUGUGUGAAUGUAUAUUUACAUGGAAGAAGAAUAUAGUUCAGUUUGAACGUUUCUUAUCGAAGACGAAGUCACUCCAAUAAAAGUUCAAGUGAUAGAAUAUACAGUAUGUUUUUGUUUCAAUGUACAUUUUGAAUUAAAAGUGUUCAUGCACACCUGAAGUCAUUGUAUAAAUUAUGAUGUAAAUAAAUGCACAAAAGAAAUCUUAUAAAAUAAA